UUCACGGUCUGAUUCACCAAGAGAACUUUCAACUUGAUAUUUGUUCUGCUGUUUGGAUUUUACUAUUUCAAUGUUUUAAUGAGAAUAAAUGAGGAGUGAUCGUGUAUUGUUUAUGCCACAAGUUGUAACUGAUAUUAUAAUUCAGGGGACACACACUUUAAAUAUACAUCAAGUGCAGAUAAUUUGUCACACAUCAGUUAUAAUUAUCUUCCUGCUUAUCGGAUAACUUGUUUACAUGCACAGACCAACGUUUAACAUGUGGUGAUAAAUCAUUGGGUUUGAAAGCUGGAACUGUGGUACAAUACAUUAUAAAUACCCACAAAAGAUGGACUUUUAAAUAGUUGCGUUUAUAAUGCGUUAUUGAUUGGCAGAAUUUUACAUAUUCUCAAUUUAUCACCAGUGCCUUUCGUCGAUAUGGAAUCCCCUCGUCCCCUCCUUCUCUGUGCGGUACUGGCGGGCCUGGUCGUGUUGGCGGCUGCUAAACCACCACAUAUCAUAUUCAUAGUGGCCGACGAUUUAGGAUGGAACGAUGUUGGCUGGCACAAUGACAAGAUGUUCACGCCCAACCUGGACAAGAUGGCCAGUCGUGGCGUGAUCCUCGACUCCUCAUACGUGCAGCCCGUCUGUACACCGUCAAGAAACUGCUUCAUGACCGGAUACUACCCCUUCCACACUGGACUUCAGCAUAUGGUCAUCUUACCCAACCAAGCCUCUUACCUGCCGGCCAACUUCACCACGUUGCCCCAGAAACUGAAGCAGCUGGGCUACACCACCCAUAUGGUUGGAAAAUGGCACUUGGGUUUUUGCGACUGGAAGUACACGCCAACGUACCGUGGGUUUGAUUCCUUCAUGGGCUAUUACAACGGCGCUGAGGAUUAUUAUACACACGUGAUAAUGGAUGGAUAUGACUUUCGGUUCAACAAAUCCGUGCACUAUCCGCAAGAAGGAGAGUACUCGGCGAAUGUGAUAGCUGCGCGAGCGGAGGAGAUACUGGACUCUGUGGAUCCGGAGAAGGACCAGCUCUACCUCUAUCUGCCCUUCCAGUCCGUGCAUGCCCCGCUUCAGGUUCCUCAACAAUAUGAAGACAUGUAUGCAAAUAUUUCUACCAAGUCCAGGCGUACCUAUUGUGGCAUGGUUAGUGCACUGGACGAGGCGGUCGGCAACAUCACUUCCGCCCUGAGAGACCGGGGAUUCAUGGACAAUGCUAUCAUCGUCUUCACCACUGACAACGGCGGGCCGACGUAUACGGCCUCAAACAACCUGCCGCUUCGGGGUGCCAAGACGACGCUAUGGGAGGGCGGCACGCGAGGGGCGGCCUUCGUGUACAGUGAAAACCUCUUGGAGAAAACCGGAUACACGAACAACGAAAUGAUUCAUGCUGUGGACUGGUUUCCAACACUUCUUACACUCGCAGGAGGGGAACCAGACGCCGGUAUGGACGGGGUUAACCAGUGGCCCACCGUCAGUUCCGGAGCUCCAUCCGCACGCUCGGAGUUCGUCUACAACAUCGACGACAUUGACAAGAAUGCGGCCAUCAGGGUUGGCCAGUAUAAGCUGAUAGAAGGCUCUCCGGGCCACUAUAACGGCUGGACGCCACUUCCGCCACUGGUAGCAUCGGACAUGGUCAAUGCGUCAUUUGCAAAGCAUCAACUGUUCGACCUUCAAGCCGACCCGACGGAGCACCAUGACAUAGCGAGUGACCACCCAGACGUGGUUUCCAAACUGCUGGACCGGCUCAGUUUUUACAAGGCAACCAUGGUGCCCUCCAACUUCCCGCUCCCCGAUCCCGCCUCAGACCCUAAACACUUCGGCGGCAACUGGUCACCGGGAUGGUGCUAGGGUGGACGAACAUUUUGAUACUCAUUUUUAUGUUUUUUGUAUGAUUAUUAUAUUUAAUAAAUUUAUAAAAACA
This is a messenger RNA of Mya arenaria, 1912 nucleotides long. RefSeq names its product arylsulfatase B-like. NCBI's taxonomy places the organism in Eukaryota, Metazoa, Mollusca, Bivalvia, Myida, Myidae. The record is from RefSeq and is a predicted model, not a curated record. The transcript has 15 exons. Bases 415 to 1839 code for a protein of 474 amino acids.